AUGGAUCCCACACGCGCGGAGUCUGUCAAGACCGCGCAAGUUACGGAGAUUGCCUUGGCGUAUGGACUGAGCCUGCUUGAUGCGGCUGCCGCGCAAGACAUACUGCCUACGGAGCCCACACGCGUCCAAGAAGACUCUCGGUAUCGCGCGGGCUAUGGAAGCAAGAAAGUAACGGGUUGCCCGCCUUGGACGCUGUAUGGAGAGCGAGGUCGCGAUUCCAGAGUGCAUCAGCUCUCAGCUUUCGAAUUUGCGCGGCACUACCACUACCAGCAGGCGUCGCAACCCUGGACGCUGGCACAGCAGGAGCGAGAGCCGGAGAAGUACCACGUAUGCCUCACAGAGGCUGGCAAGGCGAAGCUUGCACGCGGGGCGGCGCGGAGCAAGCUUGCCUCCGCCAGCGACUACCAGAUCAAGGAGCAAGGCGGCGUGGGCUGGUUGCCGCUCGGCCAGGGCGAGCGAGCUCAGCCGUAUCGGCACGACUGGGUCAUCGUGGUGCGCAAGCGGCCGCAUGUGCCCGUCAUCUACGGCGCCCAGGGCUGCCGCACGGAAGAGGAGCAGGCCCAGAAGAUCAUGCUGCUCUUCUGCCCUUGGACCACCAAUGCCGCAGAUGCCACGGCCGACGUGCCCUUCGUCGCUGACCUGAUGGGCGGUUGCAACACGUGGCGCGAUGCCCUGACACUGUGGUUUUCCACGCGAGGCUUUCCCACGGAGUCUCUGCGCCGCUACGUCCGGAACUUCUGCUUCGUCUACUGUCUACCGCGGGAGCUGCAGUCCAACGGGGACCUCGCAGAAAACAGCGACAACGAAGGCAUCGAGGACCGGGAUGCUCCGGAAUACUUCGACGCCAACGACCUGCAGGCAGCGCUGGUCACGCACGUGCGGGGCAGCGGGCGGGCAGAAGAGGAGGCCGACGGUGCUGACGGGGCAGCGGAACCAAGCUUGCAGCACACCAUGACCAAAGAAAUGUUCGACCUGUCUUCGUCCAUCUGGCUGGAAGGCCCCGGCCGCGGUGAGGCGAACGCGGAGGCCGUAGCAGAGCGCCGGAGGUUGGAGCACAUGCAAGGUGUGCAGUGUCCGGAGCGCUUGCUCGCCGCCGCGCAAGCCUCGCGCAGCAAGGCGGCGACUGCCGCCGCGUCUCAGGCCCGAGCCC
Messenger RNA from Symbiodinium necroappetens, 1150 nucleotides. The record is from the annotation of a GenBank genome assembly. NCBI's taxonomy places the organism in Eukaryota, Dinophyceae, Suessiales, Symbiodiniaceae.